Molecule: messenger RNA, 1672 nt
Organism: Arabidopsis arenosa
Lineage: Eukaryota; Viridiplantae; Streptophyta; Magnoliopsida; Brassicales; Brassicaceae
Source: the annotation of a GenBank genome assembly
AUCCACCAAUUGGCUUUUAGUUUUAGGUAAAGCUUCUGGUGGAGGCUAGUAAUCGAUUUCGGUAGUUUAGAAGUAGUUGAAGGUUUUAUCAGCUUUCGAUUUGAUGGAGCCGCGAGUCGGAAACAAAUUUCGGCUUGGAAGGAAGAUCGGCGGUGGAUCAUUCGGAGAGAUCUAUCUUGGUACCAAUAUCCAGACGAAUGAAGAAGUGGCUAUUAAACUUGAAAAUGUGAAAACCAAGCAUCCUCAGUUGCUCUACGAAUCAAAAUUGUACAAAGUAUUACAAGGAGGAACUGGCGUUCCAAACGUUAAAUGGUAUGGUGUUGAAGGGGACUAUAAUGUCCUCGUGAUAGACUUGUUGGGGCCUAGCCUUGAAGAUCUAUUCAAUUUCUGUAGUAGGAAACUCUCACUAAAGACUGUACUAAUGCUUGCAGAUCAAAUGAUCAAUCGCAUUGAGUUUGUCCAUCAGAAGUCAUUUCUACAUCGGGACAUCAAGCCUGACAACUUUCUGAUGGGUCUUGGGAGGCGCGCAAAUCAGGUAUAUGUCAUCGACUUUGGUCUGGCAAAGAAGUAUAGAGACUCAAAUCAUCAGCAUAUUCCUUACAGAGAAAACAAAAACUUGACUGGAACUGCUAGAUACGCUAGCAUGAACACUCACCUUGGCAUUGAACAAAGUCGUAGAGAUGAUUUGGAGUCACUUGGAUUUGUUCUCAUGUACUUCUUAAAAGGAAGUCUUCCUUGGCAAGGACUGAAAGCUGGAAAUAAGAAGCAAAAGUAUGAGAAAAUCAGUGAAAAGAAAGUAUCGACAUCUAUUGAGGCUUUAUGCCGAGGUUAUCCAUCUGAAUUUGCAUCUUAUUUCCAUUAUUGCCGUUCUCUGAGAUUCGACGACAAGCCAGACUAUGCCUACCUGAAACGGCUUUUCCGUGACCUGUUUAUUCGUGAAGGUUUCCAGUUUGAUUAUGUAUUUGAUUGGACGAUCUUGAAGUAUCAGCAAUCACAGAUUUCUACUCCUCCUCCUCGUCAUCAUGGUCCUGUAGUUGGGCCAAGCUCUGGCCUCCCCCCUGCCAUUACUAGUGCUGAGAGGCCAUCAGGUGGCGACGAAGCUAGACCUUCUGGCUGGUCAUCAGGAAUCCCUAGACGAAGUUCUGGACAAAUUUUUAACUCAGGAAGCUUAGCUAAACAAAAAGCACCAGUUUCAAGUGAUCCUGCAAUAUCUAAAGAUGUAGUGUUAUCGAGCUCUAGCUUUCUCCGCGCAACUGGGUCAUCAAGACGUGCUGCUGUAUCCAGUAGUCGCGAGGCUGCAGUUCUGGGAACUGAUUCUGAGCUAUCAAACCCUCAAAUCAUUGAAGCUGGAUCAGGCUCCAAUUCAAAGAUCCCUGUUGGUCGAAGCUCCCCUAUUGUCUCAUCUGAGAUCAACAAGCUAUCGUCACCUUCAAGGGCGACUACUUCAGUCAUGAAGAACUAUGAGGCUAAUCUUAAAGGGAUCGAGAGUCUGCAUUUUUAGUCGUUGGGGCCAGUGAAUGAUCUUGAAACCCCGGGACAAGUGUAAAUUAAAAGACAAAAGAAAACCUCUCUUAGGCCCUCCCCAUGUUUUACGUGCAUUUGUGUUCACAGGGAGGGAGACUUUACUUGUGCCUGUAAGCACACACUCAAAUAACAAAGAUAAGGAAAAGAC